GACGCCCUGGACACCCUCGACGCCCUCUCGACGAGCCCCACGCCGCCCUGGGCCCUGCCGGACCCGCGCGCGCGCCCGGGCACGAGGCCCGUGGCAUCCUCCGCCGCCGCCGCGGACGCGGCGGCCACCAGGGCGGACGGCCUCGACCCUCGGCAGCGCAAGGGCUCGCCCGACAGGGGCGACCCGCCGAAGAGGGCGUCCCAGGUGUCCGACGGCGAGGAUCCCGGGGGGCUGCUAAGAGAGAGAAGGAGAAGCCUGCUGGCAACGCCUUCACCGCGAGGACGGGCGGUGUCUUCGGCGACGCCGAUUCCAUAA
Prorocentrum cordatum is the source of this 315-nucleotide messenger RNA. The record is from the annotation of a GenBank genome assembly. Lineage: Eukaryota; Dinophyceae; Prorocentrales; Prorocentraceae.